Molecule: messenger RNA, 1650 nt
Organism: Salvia miltiorrhiza (redroot sage)
Lineage: Eukaryota; Viridiplantae; Streptophyta; Magnoliopsida; Lamiales; Lamiaceae
Exons: 6
Coding region: 173-1480 (435 amino acids)
Cellular component (GO): membrane
Source: RefSeq, a predicted model, not a curated record
GGACAUGCUUCCCCUAUUAGCCAAAAUUCCCAUGUGGGCAAUUAUCUGCAAAUUACUCCCCCAAAAAAAAAGCAUGAUGAUUUUUUUUCAAUAAUAAUGCAUAUUGAACGAUUAUUGGUAUAAAUUGGAUUUUGAGAGUAAUGAGAGAAAAACUCUAAGAUUUGAUUGAAAGAUGACUUAUACGUGUUUUGAUUGGAAGGUGCGUAGUUACUCUGCUUCAAUUGCAGCAGCUUAUUGUUUUGAUUCUUGCAGCCACAAGAAGCUCACACAUCUCACCAUUUUCUCUUCUUCUUCUUCUUCUUCUUCUUCUUCUUCUUCUUCUAGUAGUAGUAGUAGUAACAACAUAAAUAAUUCAUUUGAUAGUUCAACUUCAAGGCAAAGUUUGAGGGAAAGAUCUUUCGUAGAUGGCAAAAUUCAUCAAGGAAAAAGCUCAGUUGCUCAUGUUUCGAUCAUUGUUGCGAAGCAGAAACCUUUCUGGAGAAAACUGCGAUUUGGGUCCAAGAAAUUCAGGAGCAUAAUCUUGCUUCAUGUCAUCUGCUUCGUCUAUGCGAGUAACAUUGCUGUGAUUAAAGAGGUUGAAGGCUUCACUGAUCCAGCUUACUUCUCUGCUGUCCGCUUUGCUGUCUCUUCCAUUCCGUUCCUGCCUUUCGUCUUCAAGGCACGGAAUGACGCCCAGGUUCGAAGCUACGGCUUGGAGUUGGGCUUCUGGGUUAGCCUAGGCUACCUAAGCGAAGCGCUUGGCCUCGUCACGUCUGAUGCUGGUCGCGCUUCGUUUAUCUCCUUGUUUACAGUUAUUGUGAUCCCACUUCUUGAAAGUAUGUUAGGAGAGAUCGUACCUGCACGAACAUGGUUUGGGAUUCUCAUGUCUGUAGUUGGAAUCUCUAUGCUCGAAUGCAGUGGAUCACCUCCUAAUAUUGGCGAUCUGUUCAACUUUCUCAGCGCCAUAUUCUUCGGCAUUCACACGCUCCGAACAGAGCAAAUAUCGAGGACAACUGGAAACGAGAAGAUAGCGGCGCUUCUUGGAUACGAGGUGUCUGUGGUGGCUGCUCUCUCGACGGUUUGGUGUUUGGUGGGAUCCAAAGAUGGGAUAUCUUUGUCGUCCGAUUGGAUGUUUGCAUUUCCGUGGAUUCCGGCUCUCUACACCGGUGUCUUCUCCACCGGCUUGUGCUUGUGGGGAGAGAUUGCUGCGUUGCGCGACGUCUCAGCGACGGAAACAGCUGUGAUUUAUGGUCUGGAGCCGCUGUGGGGAGCUGGCUUUGCGUGGUUCAUGCUAGGUGAAAGGUGGGGUGUUGCUGGAUGGAUCGGCGCUGCUCUCAUUUUGGGUGGAAGUGUAACCGUGCAGAUAUUUGGAAGUUCGGGCGGCGAGAGUGUGAAGGAGAAGAAUAAGAUGAAGACGAAGAAGACGACGUUGUCUGCUUCACCGGUGAUGGUCAGAUCUUCGUCACUAGAUAAUGUGAUGGAUGUAUAUAAGAAGAAAUAACAUCAAAUGCUAGUUUUGGUACAUAUAUAUAUUUUUUCACUUUAUAGGAUCUCAAGCUGUUGCAUGUAUAUAGUUAGAAAUAAAAAAUAUACGACAAUGAGAUUAUGCCUGAGUUGUGAAAUUAUAGUCCAUAUAUUUUGAUAUUGGAAUAUUAGAUGUAGUUCUUGACA